This is a messenger RNA of Cynara cardunculus var. scolymus (artichoke), 998 nucleotides long. RefSeq names its product two-pore potassium channel 1-like. Lineage: Eukaryota; Viridiplantae; Streptophyta; Magnoliopsida; Asterales; Asteraceae. The record is from RefSeq and is a predicted model, not a curated record. The transcript has 3 exons. Gene Ontology annotation, cellular component: plant-type vacuole membrane. Gene Ontology annotation, molecular function: potassium ion leak channel activity. Gene Ontology annotation, biological process: stabilization of membrane potential; potassium ion transmembrane transport. Bases 77 to 976 code for a protein of 299 amino acids.
AUAUACAAGGCUGCAGAUCUGGAAUUUCAUCCAUUAAUGAUAUUGGACUCUUAACAAGUGUUGCACACUGACUUCCAUGGUAUGCAACUGCCGAAACCAAGCUUCAUCAACGAGACCACCCAAAUGUUGCGAUUCAAAAAGAGUAACCGAUACCAAAUACGGCUUGUUUAUCGUAAUCUUCUGUCUUAUCUACAUAAGUGUCGCCACGAUAUCCUUUUAUGGCGUUCGAGACCAUAUUCGCGGAAAGAAAACAAACGAUUUCCUUGAUGCUAUUUAUUUCACCAUUGUUUUAAUGACUUCUGCUGGGUAUAAAGACCUUCAACCUCAUAGAACUCUUGCAAUACUACUUGCCACUUUCUAYGCCCUCGUUGGUAUCGUUGUUUUCGGGGUACUGAUGAGUYUAGGUGCGGACAACAUUUUAGCCACGCAAAUGGGAAAAAGGGAGUUUCUUGCUUCGGUGUUGGACAAUAAAACGGUGCAAUAUCCGAGUGGACUGAAAAUAAAGUGGAAGGUGCUAACGGUCAUGCUCGCGGUGCAUUUAUUCUUCGGGACGCCUCUCUUGAUUUUCGUUGGGGAAAUGCACUUUUUUCGCGCCUUAUAUUGUGUCUCAUCAACAUUUACAACCGUCUUAAGUGACGAGAAAUGCUUCUCGACAAAAGGUAGACGCUUCUUUGCAGUAUUCUGGAUAUUAUUCGGAGUGUUCGUUUUAAGUGGCAUGAUAUAUAUCAUUACGGAGACGUAUCAUCACCGACGCAAAUGGUUAGUCGGGAAAAAGGAUGACAAACUUGUAGACAUGCUCCCAAGUGAUCUUGAUGAUGAUGGCUUUAUAACGGAACUCGGAUUUCUCAAAUACAAGGGCAGGAGGGCAAAAAGGUUACAUCUAGAAGGAAAGCUUGUUGACGUUAAAGAGCCAGGUAGGUUAAUCAUGACACGUGAUGUUAUAUAUAUAUGUCUCUUCCGUUUGUUUGUUUGUUAGCAGCUUAAUUAACUUAAUUUGU